Anisakis simplex (herring worm) is the source of this 573-nucleotide messenger RNA. The record is from the annotation of a GenBank genome assembly. Lineage: Eukaryota; Metazoa; Nematoda; Chromadorea; Rhabditida; Anisakidae.
AUUGGUUGUAGGCCAUUCUUAGAUGUGGCGGUGCAAUCGUUCAGAAUGGAUAAAAUGAAUAUUUGUUCGUUCAAUUGCGAUGACAACCCCGCAGAUAUUCUGUUUAUGCCGUGUGGUCAUCGAGUCGUUUGCUCGAUGUGCGUUCGGAAUAUAUCACUUCACAGAUGUCCGAAAUGCUAUCAGAAUAUCCUAUCAGCCAUCGAUUCGAGAGGCGAGAAAGUUGAAAUCGGAGCCGAUGUAAUAAAGGUGCUUGCGGAUGCAGAGGUAACAAUUGAUUCAGCCGACAAUCGAAAACUUUUCGAUGAAGAGGAAAUUCAAAAAAUUGCUGAAGAAGCCGCAGAGAGAGCGAAGGAAGCAGCCGAAAAAGAAACGAACCAACAAAUACGUGAACUGAGAAUGAAAUUGGAACAACUCGAAAUCGAAUUAUAUUGUCCCAUUUGUAUGGACCAACGUUGUACGAUUCUGUUCCAAUGUGGUCAUAAAGCGUGCGCCAACUGCUCCAGUCCAGAGCACCUUACAGUUUGCCAUAUGUGCAGAGAACCGAUCACGAGACGUACACGAAUCUUCACUUAA